AUGGAGAGCAGCCCCAGCUCUUCGAAACGUCAGCCAGAAAAGUCCCCUGAUCCGGUGAGCAAUUCAUUCUCCUCAGAUAGGGGUUAUACUGGCGUGGCUUUCGGAUGUCGGGCAUUUUUGCCUGCAAUGUAGUUCCACUUCCCCCUUCUAUCACUUUACUAGGUCUUAGUGGGCUUAAUUCCCCAUUCCAUAGGAAGUUUUUUCAAAAAUUACAGCAUUACCUUCCCUCACGUGCUGAUCUUGCAUAGCUUAUGAACUCAUUCCCUGUGCUAAAACAGACCCCAAAUGACUGUCCAAAACCACUUGUUUACUCUGGUAGAAAACCAAGCAUUUCUGUAUCCACUGCGAGGCCUAAUUUAAUGCCCGCUUGUGAAGAUUCUGAUGAUUCAGCCACUAUCAGAUUGGGCUGUGUCUGCUUGUGGAGGAUCACUCUGACCGGUAGACUGUUGCUACAAAGACGGGCCUUGUGGGACUCACCUCAGUGACAAUGGAGGGAGGAUAGCCUUGGUGCCUCAAAAGUGGUUAUUACUUUUUCGCCCCCAACUAUUACAUUCUUCAUACUACUAACGUUUCCAAUUACUGUAAUGUUUUGGACAUGGUGGAUUCUCGAGUUAACCCAAUUAAAACUGCUCUAGAAGGCAGUGCGGAUGGCUCUUUCUGAAGACUGCUUGCUUGCGGAUUAGCAGACAGUUGCUAAUUGAGAUUCAAGUCGAUCGAUUGGAGGAGCGGGGUUUAAAACGGGUAGGCUGUGUCUAGCUUUAUUCACCAGACAAAACCCACCUCCUCACCUCCCCCUUCCCCCAAUGUUCACACCUCCUGCACUUUGGGGUCACCACAGCCGAACACAAAUGCAUUUACGGAUGACAACACGCUUGUUGAGCCAUUCGAAGGGACUAGAACUGCUGGCGGUGACAACAUGCGUGAAUGUCGAACAGAGCGUAGCCCGGCAUCAGUGGGAAGGUCCUGACAGAGCGUUUUGCGUCUAGUUCAGCUUUUUAACACUUUUUCAAGAGGGCUGACUAGGCUAUGGUCACGCAGUGCAGUAGAUUGCUUUUUUUCCACGAAUUCCCUCCAUGGCUCGUACUUGCACAGACCAAGGUAACAGGGGCUGACAGGGACGAUUCCGGGGUUUCAAUCACGUCAUCAAUCGCAAGCGCACAAGUACCGACUGUAUAGCGACAACCUUUGUUUACAAUCAUUUGUAGGUGAGGUAAGACAUUUAGGUGCAACUAUACCGGUGCAUAAAAAAAGAACGCUUAUCGGUCCUUACUACCUUCACGCAAACGCUCAUUUCGCGUCCUGAUACCGUUUUCACGAGGUAGUACGUGUACUUUGCUUUUCGCUGGUAGUUCGCCUUCUAGGCAGAGAUGGCUAUUUUGUUUACGGCUGCAGGAUGGGACGCCAUCAGACGACUUGAGAGUCUCUAUGGCAGAACUCUGCACCUGCCGUUGUCGGAUCGAUUGCCGUAAGCUCGCGCGCCCUUGUGUGUCUGUGGCGGUGUGUGUGUGCCCCCCAAACGGGCCAUGUGUUAGAUGCGCUGGACCAACACGGGGGCCACAUCGGAUUUUGGCAGGCGUUAUCCGUGCGCAAUAACAAAUGCCAACACCUCGGGGGUGCGCUGGCAGUCUCUGUUGUCGACAGUCGUCGCACAACUGGGAUCACUGUCAGCCCUCCAUUGUUGUGGCGGUCUAAAUUCUGGUCAUUGUUGUAUGGACCAGGGGGUGCGGAGUGGAGCGCCAGGGCGAGGAUCCGUCCAAGUCAUCCACUUGCGGCCUCCCUCUUCUCCGGUCUUCUUUACUCUGUCUUGACACCGGGCUCAGGCGGGGGAGGAGGAGAGGGUGUGGAUAAUGCAGCGCAAGUCUACUGGCACUAUAAACCCCCGCGCAAGUCACCGCCCUGAUCCCACCGCUGCCGCUGUGGGGCACACGGUGGACAUCAUCGAAAUCGAUUUGUCGAACUAUCGUGUGUGUGUGUGUGUGUGGCGGUGUGUGUGGGUGCGGUGGCAGGCCCAGUUGCAGGCCCGCCGGGCCCAUUUGGGUCCCUGUCGCUCCCAUUUUUGUCGUUGUUGUUUGAGACCUUGAUCAAGUUUUUGUCGUAGACCAGGAAGUAUGGUGGUACGCCUAGGUACAGGUUUGUGCUGCGCCAGUCACUGACGUCCUCCCUCAUCCCCCUCUCCGGUCUUCUCGACUUUGUCUAGACACCUGGUCUAGGUUAGAAAGGAGGAGGAGAAACUGGUAGACGCAACACAAGUCUACUACCGCUAUAAACUAACUCACGCGCAAGUCAACGUCCCUGCUCUCGUCCUGCUGUGGAGCACACGGUGGACAUCGUCGGCAACGAUGGUUGAACUGCUGUGUGUGAGGGUUGGAGGACUAAAGGCGAGUCGCACUACUACUUUGGAACGGAUCCGCUAGGCGGAGGUUUACUAUGAUUUUUUUAUCUAGCCUACCUUAAACUUCUCACCGUUGCAUUUGGAGGGAGAGAGAGAGAGAGAGAGGAAAAAGCGAGUGAGGCCGAGGUCUCAUGACCGCUUCUUCCUAAUAAUAAGUCUUCAGUGCUUUUCAACUGUCAUGUGACACAAAUAGUGUAGUUUGUAAGGCCGGCAACUGGCCGUCCAGCCUUGUUUUCUGGAGUGAGUUAAGCUGAAAGCGCGCUUUUCAGUCCGCUUUUCAUGGUAACUGUCAAAAAUGACAUCCUCCGCUAUCAAAGUCUGGCUUACGCACGUAGGCUGAGAUAGUCCUGUCUGCCAGCCACAGGGUCCGAUUUUGUCACGAGUCUUUCUGUCUCGGACUGCUCACUGAUAGAUGACGGAAACGGGAAGGACCAAUUCAGCCCCAACUCUUCUAAUUAUAAUUAAUCUGGGUGUUUUUUUCCGAAAUAUACUCCUAGCGAAUAAUUGUGAUCCUGAAUUAAUAGAUUGCAAUCUGAUGGGGUAACUGAGUCCUACUGAAAACGAGGUCCCCAUUUAUAAUGUCCGCCUCUGGGCGUAGUCUCUACUGCGACUCUUAUCAAAUUAUUAGAGUUCGAGUCGUGCGCAAGCAUGUGCAGGUUCGUGUGUGGUCCGCGUAGUCGGAAGCCGAUGCCAACCCCAAUCGGUCUGAUUUUUUUGAAUAUGGAACGCCCUCCCCCCUCUCGCAGGGGGAAUCCCCCAAACAUGCUGGCAUAGAAAUGUAUUGUACUUAUAAGCCCACACUGUCGGGGUGAAUUGAGGCAUGACGUGCUCCUGGCAUUGCUAAUUGCUAUGUCAGGCGACCCACGACCAUGGACUUGCGUUUGUCUUUGUGGGGGAUUUGUUAACAACGAAAAUCCUCUAUCACACAUUUUCAUUAGCUCACUGAUCAAAAUGGGACAGCAUCGAAAGAAUGAAACAAUGCCGUUACUGCCAGUCAAGGUAUGUGGGCAAACGUUUGGGAAACAGUUGUUUGUUCGCGUUUUACUUGAAUAGAUAUAAUAAUCCUGCAAGGCAAAUACUUCAGUCCCUGUUUGCGUUGUCAGCUGAUAAAUUUAUAUUCCAUCAACUAUACUGCCCGUAUUUUGUUCCGAGUCUCCUGACUCUGCAUAUGGCCAGUAGAAUUUCUUAUCGCCGUAAACGGGUGUCUAGCCAGUCCUUCCAUGCAGUUUUUAACACAAUGAAAGCUCACUGCUGGCUGAUCUAGCCAUAUCCCACGGCAGACUACUGGUGUUCUGCCUCGGCUUUUUGGUCGUGGGCUAGUCCCACGGAAAACGGAGCGAAGGAGGCCUGGUGGUUUGUCUUCAGUCAGCAGCUAAAACAGCGGCAAAUGUUAGUCUGUGAAAGAUGGAAUCAGCAUGCGAGUCAGUAAGUCGACAUUCAGGCUAAUUUCCGAAGUUUUAUUGACUUCGACUGAAGAUUGUCAAAACUGCGUGGAAAAAUCGCUAAUUAAUCAUCAGGCCGAGCACUAGAAAUGACUUUAGUUUUGUCGCCAAAACGACGUCUACAAUUGACGUUUUGUCCCAGUGUGCACAUGUCAUCGGUGUCUACUAGUCUGAACACUAAUUAUUUUACUUAGCGAUGCCUGAUGGAUCAUAAGGCAGAGAAUUAUAGGGACAGGCAAUACGAUGUCUUCUUAAUAAACAUUGGGGUUUGAAGUUAUUCAUGUCAAAACUACGCAAAUUCUUCCUUUUAUCUAAAGCUUUUCAUGAGGUGUUGGAGAGAAUUCAGUACAUUUGAUACAUCACCCCACAAAUUGCUGGAAAACGUUUUGACAGUGAUCUGCGAAACCGACUGACAGAAGACAUAAUAUCAUCAUAAAUCAUGCAUGAUGACAUGCUUACCUUAAGCUAGGAAUCUUCCAGGUCGCAUUGCGCACUUUCAAUUGGAUGAGCCUCCUACAUUAAUAAUGGAUGUUUUGGCGGUUGUUGACGUUGUGUUUAAGCUGUCUGACUGGUUGGAGGGAAUGGAAAACUCCUUAUUUAUCAUAAUUAUUUUACAAAAAAUUUUAGUAGGUGGUCAUGAAUAUUUUGGGCAGUAAAUAUGUCAUUUCAUCCACAAAUACUUCAAGACGCAGUCUGCUGUUUCAUGCCGUCCCAAGGUCUUAUAGCCGUACAUUUGGCAUCACACUUCACAAAUCACUGGGCCAAAUUUUUAAAUAUAUUCGCGACUGAAAAGGCAUAUAGAGGCUGAUCUGCAAAACUGCCUGACACGAAGCAUCAUAUCAUUAUUAAUAAUGCAUAAUGACAUGCUUGUCUUAGGCUAGAAAGCUUCGUGGUUACAUUGACUACUUUCAAUUAGAUCAGCUUCUUACUUAAAUAAUGGCUAUUCGGGCUAUUAGACUGUUUUUAAGGGAUAAAAACUCCUUAUUUAUCAUGAUUAUCUUGCAAGAAAAUGUGUGCUGAGUAGCGAUGAAUAUACUGGGCAUUAAAUAGAUCUUUUUAUCCAUAUAUACUUUAAGACGCAGUCUGCCGUUUCAUGCAGUCAUAAGGUCUUAUAGCCGUAAGAUUUGUAUUUUUUAUCGUUUAACUUCAUUGGAAUAGCUUAUGGACAUCUAUUGGAUAUUUGACGAGAUCUGGAUCAUCCUGCAUAAUUUCGAACGGGCAUUGAUUAAAUUGUGAUGGUCAGACUGUAUUAAUAUUCCCACAAAGCUCUCAACAUUACUGGGUAUUGAUUUCUUUAAAACUGAGUGUGUAAAGAAUUCUACCUAGUGAGGAGAAAUUGAAUUUUUAGGUAGGAAAACUUAACAAAACCAAGGCGAUUAUAAGAAUGACCACUAAAUUUAACCUCAGUCUAUCCCCUGUCAGAUUGUACACCCACACAGGGCACGUAAUCAUCCAGAAAAUUCCUCGAAAUUAUGCCCCACGCUCUCUUGAGUGUAACCUUUUAGUCCAAAGCACAAAUAGGAACGCCAGUCAAUGUUUGGUAAGUUUCAGCGACUGCUGUACAGUCAGUGACCGUAGUCAUGAAAUAGAAGUCGAAAUUCUGAAAUGCGGUUUCGAUUGGGAAAGAUUGCGUGGGUGGGGUUGUGGAAUGGAUUAUCAUGCGGCAUAAUCUAGUGACAUUUCAGACUUGCUGGGGUGUUGGCUUUUGAAUGCACUUCUUCUCAACUUCUUGUAAAAUCCGGACUCCGUAAAAAAACGACUGCGUUGAUAGUGUGAAUUUUUCCCGCUGAUUUUCGAUAGCCUUCCAAAUUUAAAAAUAUUUUACGGAAACCAUGCACAAAAAUAUGUUUUCAUUUGCUAGUUAGGGGAAAAAUCACGUCGCCUUAACACUUUAUACUUUAGGAAAGAGUAUUUUUCGGUUUUAAAAAAGUUUCUAAUUAUGAGAUCUUUUAAGACCGUACGAUGUCCAUUCCAACAGCAUCGUACCUCUUCAUCUAUGAAUGCUCGUCACGAGGUAUACAACAUGGUCCGCAUCCAUUGCAAAAUUUUAUGCACUCUGCGUGUCAUCAUCUUGAAAACUUGAAAAAAAUAUGUGAUUCUCCUUAGGAGGAAAGUAUACACCUUGUUGACUGGAAUUGCUGAACGCUAACGCGACGGCUCGGAAUUAUUCGAAAGUUGAAAACCUUUUUAAAACCGACAGGCACUUUUUCUUCGGGUAUAAAAUGCGAAGACGGGAUUUGCCACCAAAUGGGUGAAAGGAAACAUACUUUUGUGCAUAUUUUAUUGAAAAUACAUUUGGAUUUGGAUGGCCGUCAGAAAUCAAUGCGAAACAUGCAUACAAUUUAAGCAGUCACUUUUUACCUAGCCCAGUUUAUACAGGAGGUAAAAAAGAAGUACAUUCAAAAGCCAAUAUCCUGGCGAUUCCAAAAACCAUCGCUGUCAGUUAAACUGCAAAUCUAUUUGCAACGCAAGAUGGCAAAUAUUUCUAGAUGACCUUGAAGUUACGACGUCCAUCUGUCUACCGACAGAUGGUCUGCUGCUCGUUAAGCUCCUGUCAUUCCUUACGCCAACUACCUAUGACGGUCGCCAGGGGUCGACUGUUUUUAAGCAGUGAUGGCUCCCGUGGUGCAAAUAAUGUUUCCAUGAGCAUGGUGAGUGUUUCUUUUCUUUUUUUAUAAAAAGUGACAUGCCGGGAGCGGCUUUCCCCCAUUGGUUGGGCAUUAGAACAAGUACCCUCUGAACUUUACUCAUCUAUAAUGUCUACUUAUUUGAUUUAGGUAGGCACAUCGGGUGCCUGCGCGAACGUCUUUACGUGAUUAAAUGGGUAACGGAUAGCAAACCAGCUGAGGACACGGGUAACAACGGAAACAGUUAAAUAAGAUGUAACCAGACGCUGUAGACCUUACCUUUUGUGGUAUGAAGCUGUUGACCGGAGUGAUGACGAGAAAUAAAAGAAGAGAGCAUAUGCGCAGCAUUGGCCACAGUAUGAGAUAGAAGACAACGGACGCCUUCCUGUGACCUGUUGGGUGACUUGCAGAAAAAUAACGCAGGACUUAGAAACUCAAUGGCCCUCACCGACCGGUUUAGUUUUCCAUCAGCCGAAGACAGACCGAUUAUUGCGAUGUCGACCUAGCUGGCGCGCGCGACGGCGCCCUCGGCCCCAUUCAUUGGACUACGAAGGAACCUAGGGUACGAAGCUAACUCAAGGGGAAGGCGCACUCCCCUCAACACUGUAGUCAACAGGGCUCACGAUCUACGGUUUAGAGCCAUUAACUGGAUUACUAGGUGUUUUGCAUAUUUUAAUAAUUAUUUAUUCUGACCCAUCUGUGGUCUUUAGGCCACCGCAAUCUCUGCGAAAGAAGUGGACAUCAAGGAAUGCCAGCUGAUUAUUUUAUUUCUCCUCCGUCGUAAAUUUUAUUUCCGGGCAUUCCUUGAUGUCCUCGUCUUCCACAAAGAUUGUGGUGGCCUAAAGACCAAAGUGUCCAGAAGAGCGACGAACACUACGUAAAUACUGAACUUCAACAGUAACCACCCAAUCAGCCGCAAACGCAGUUGCGUAAGAACGCUAUAUCGGCGUGUUGAAACGCACUGCAAAGAACCGGAAGACAAGGUUGUCGAAUCCCAAUAUCUUCGACGGGUUUCCAGAGAAACUGGUUACCCGCGCAACUUCGUCAACCGGUGCAUGCGCAAACGAGACGAGCGACAAAGCCGUGCAGACUCCAAAUUCUGGCGAGCGAUCCCGUACAUCAAGGACGUCUUCGAGGCCAUUAGUCGCCUUCACGCACCAAUUGGAGUUGGAGUUGCACACAGACCGGAGGCCACCAUGAGGCGUCAAGUGAUGAGACCAAAAGACCCACUGCCACGGCAAGAAACAUCUGGAGUCGUUUACCGGAUCUGGUGCAGUUGCGGACAAAGCAACUACGUCGGAGAAACUGGAAGACUGCUCCAAACGCAAAUUGCCGAACACGCGGCAGCGGUACGGAGAAAUGACGCCACCUCGCAGGUCGCGGCCCAUUUGACGAGACGCAGCCACAUAUUCAAGUUCGAUGAGGCCGAAAUUCUCGCGAGAGGGAAUAAUCGCGUGAGCCGCCAGUUGCUUGAGUCAUGGUUCACGGACCUCAGUCUAUCAACAAGUGCAACGACAUCCCCACUCCAUAUUGCGUGCUGAGGCAUAGGCUGGCCAAGAUAAUUGACCCCUCGGGGAGCACGCAAGCCGGUGAGCCAGAUGGCCGAGCAAUCAUCACGCCAGAAUCCAACACGGGUGAUGAAAUUUCAGCAAUUAACACCGUGCAUGCCGGCCAUCAAGCAAUUAGCACACCAGCGGGCAACAAUCCUUGAUGAAGGGGAGCGCGGUUAAUUGCUAUAGGUAUGCGGUAACAUAGCGACUGCAUCCUAUAAACACUGCAACUUCCUAUGCACGAGUCACCCUUUCCUGCCACUGUCUCUGAUGAUGGAUUCAAGUGAGAAUCCGAAACGUCAGACGAAUACAGCCCUUGUUCCAGCGAUCGUUUCUUCUUCGGAUCAAUUAGUUCCUGAAACUCGCACCUUCGCUUGUAUCGGUAAGCUCUUAACUCAGGUGAUUAGAGCGUUGUCUGUGCUGGAGCCAUCCUCUUGCUGUCGUGGUUUUGGAUCCUGCCGAGGUCACCGAGUUUUUAACGGUUUGAUCAAAUUAAAUUAACUAGAUGAGCCGCGAACAACAUGGAGAAAAAACAAAGGGCGUUUUCCAGCGACCUUAUCGGUUACUAAUAUGAACAGGACUGUAGACCAUGAAGUCCACCGCAAACUUCAUAUAAGACGCAGAUAAAAGUAGCAGAGAUCAACUCGACCGACUGGACGCCAGCCAGAUAGAGAAAGGGGAGGCGCUGUUAGCAGCAAUGGACCUCAGAGGUUGCUGCUAAUGCACAUCAAACCACCUUAACAAAGAUAAUCAAACGCUUUACUGGGAGCUAGUUUAUAGGGACACUUGUUUCUGUGCACAUCACCACCCCUCACCAGUUUGACCUCUCUACUUAGGUCACUCGAGAACCAGAGCUGGAGUUGAUAAAACUUCCAUAGCUGGCAAUGCUGGCUUCUUUUUCUAUCUGAGCGUCGAAGUCCAUAGCUGCUCAGGAAUCUCCGCCCUUACGGCGCUAAAAGUAAUAAUCCUCCUUGUUCUUUACACUUUCGAAUUUCGGGGAAAUUAGGACCAGAACAAUACGCAGCUCUCUUGUCGCGAGUCGAAUCGUCUGGUUUUACUUGCCGACAAAUGCUCGGUUGGUUAGCAAAACUGCGUUUUUUAAUGCUGCCAAAUCUUCCCUUCGCUUGAGUGGCUUCAAACGUACAGUGCGUGACCAAUUUCAUGAAAUGUUAGCCGAAAUUCUGAUAUGCGUUUUCGAUUAGGAAGGAUUACUUAGGUGGGUUUGUAAUAUUUAUUAGCAUGCAGCAUAAUCCUGUAGCGUUUCGGAGUCAUCAGGAUUUCGGCUUUUGGGUGCACUUCUUUUUGACCUGCAGAAACCAUAUUCAGUAAAAAAAUUAACUACUUAAGUAGCAUGCAUUUUUCACAUUGAUUUUCGAUGGUCUUACAAAUUCAAAUAUAUUCUACAGAAAACAUGGACAAAAUAGGCUUUAUUUUACCAGUUUGGUAGAAAAUCACAUUGACUUCAAAUUUUAUGCCCGAAGAAAGUGUAUAUUUAGGUUUUCAUUAAGUUUCUAAUUAUGAGAUGUUUAAGCCCGUAAGAUGUCUUUGCAUACAAGACCGCACAUGCCCGUUUACCAAUGUUCCUCAUGAAAUGUACAACACAGUCCGAAUCCAUUGCGAAAUUUUAUGAACUCUUUAUGGUUUCUCCUUAAAGUCCUAGGGGAUAAUAUGGUUCUCCUUACGCGGAAAGCAUGCAUCUUGUAGACUGUAAUUGCUAACGCUAAUGCAAUGGCAGAUUAGGCUCAAAAUCAUUCGGGAAUUGGGAAACAUUUUUUAAACCUAAAAUUAUGCUUUCUUCGGAUAUAAAAUAUGAAGAUAAUGGAAGUUUCUACCAAAGGAGUAAAAGAAAGCAUACUUUGUGCAUGUUUUCUAUAAAAUAUAUUUGAAUUUAUAAGACCAUCGAAAACUAAUAGGAAAAAUGUGUGCUACUUAAGUAGUCAUUUUUACCGAGUGUGAUUUCUACAAGAGGCCAAAAGCAAGUUCAUUCAAAAGCGGACAGCCUAACAGGUCCGAAGUACUAUAGGAUGAUGCUGCAUGCUAAUAAUAGUACAACCCCACCUAAGUAAUUCUUCCUAAUUGAAAACGAAUUUCAGAUUGUCGGCCAACAUUUCACGAGAUCGGUCACGCACUGUUCUUAUAUAAAGUGGUUCUGGUAAGCUGUUUGUGAGAAGGGGAGCUAGAGUGAGGUUAAAUGUUCAAAAUGUGCGUGUCAGCUGCUGUGUGUUCUAUCACAAUCCAUCCUCAUAGACUUUUAGCAGUUGAGUUAGGCUUAUCGGUUAAGAUGUUCAGGUAGGGCCUGAAGGGCAAAUCCAACUGACCUCCCAUAUCCUCGCUCUUGGCCGUUAAAUUGCGACCCGGACAGGUCAAGUGGCCAGAGAGUUUUGACUUGAGUACUCAAUGACCCACCUGACGCUUAAUCCAACUUCGUGUACGGUAGCACCGUGGAUUGGGGUGAGAGGGUCUAAGAGGUUGGAAACGAACAUUCCAGUGUCUCUUCUCAUCUCCAAUAGCCUGUUUCGGUGGAUUCUUGCACGUUUCAAACCUCCAAAUAAAAACUGCAGCUUACCUGUCUAUAAUGAACAUGUUCCUGUGGUUUUGUGAGAGUAUUUUCAAGUUUUUAUGAGACUAGUUACUCAGAAAGGCAGAAACUAUGCAUUGGGCCAGAUUGGUUUAAUCGUAGCGGCCUGGGUGGUUCUAUGGCAAAUGAAGCCUGACUGUUUAAGUCAAACCUUCAGGAUAAUGUUCUGUCAGCUACAACAUGGUAGGCUGUCUUCGCUUUCACAAGUCGAUUCUCUUCACCUCAUCUAAGCUAUAUGUUAACUGCAAAUGCUUUAGCAAAUUUUGCCUGGAGGCUCCAACGGCCAAAUAACCUCAACGAUACUGGUAAAAGGUAAAAGGCGCUUAUCACUGAGUGCGCUCUCAUUUUCUUAUAUCGACCGACUGGGCCACAAGGACUCGGGAAUAGCGCAGUCUGGGACCCUAGUAGCUCGGAUUUGAACCCUAGCCUUGUCGCCUUGGUUUAUUGUUACCAUAAACACGAAAUUCGUUGCCUAAUAGGGUUACUUAAGUGGGACUGUAACAUUGGUUAUCUUACGAUAUACUCCCGUUGGUGUCGGCUAUGAAUCUACUUCUUUUUGAUUCCUUGCAAAAAAAACUGCACUCAGUAAAAAGCACUUCUUAAGUGGUAUGAUUUUUGCCUUUCGAUUUUCAAUGUCCUUUACUCAUUUGAUAGCAAAUCACAUUUGUACUCGAAGAAAAGACAUUUUGGUUUUUAACAUUUUUUUCCAUUCCGAGUAAUUUUGAGCUAGAUAUGCCGUUUCACUUGCCCUAAGGGUUCCCAGUCUACAAGCAGUAUACUUUCCGUGUAAUGGGAAACGUACGUUUCCUUAAGCCAUUAAAAAGAUAUCAUAUGGGGCUCAUUAAAUGUUGCAGCGAAUGUGGCCUAUGCUGUACGCUCAAGGUAAGGCAUUGUAGGGCAGACGGACACGAUGUUAUUUAAAUGGGUAUUUCACGGCCUUAAAAAAAUUUCAAAAUUACAAAAUUUUUUUCAUUUUUGCUGCGGAAUAUAUCUGAAUAUGUGGGGUCAUCGAGAAGCGGGGAAAUGCACGCUAUAUACUAAUACUAUAUUCACUUAAUUAUAAUUAAGUAGGCACUUUACCGAACGCGGUUUUUACAUGCGGCCAGAAAGAAAUGCACUCAAAAAAAGCAUUCUGGUGUGACUGAAAUACCUAGGGAUUAUACUGUACGAUAAUCAAUGUUACAAACUCACCUAGGAAAUUCUUUCCAUCCGAAAACGCAUUCCACAAUUUUGGUUAACAAUUGUUGCGGGCAGCCAUCAUGACCAGUCUGGCGUCAUUGUUCAAGACUUCGCUGCCUCAAGUUCAGUCACCCCUUCGCAGUGAGCCAUUCCAGACGCGCUGAUCUGAAGUCACACAACCGACAGUUCGGGCAUACCAGCGUCCGCACAGCCGCAGCUGCCCAUACGGCCACCUGAACGCACCUCCACCCUGAAACCACAACCUAAGCCACUGGAACACCACCCCUCGACAAAUGCAACACACUGACUGGCCACCACUUGAACUUGGUCCACGAGCCUACAAAAGCGGCUGCCACCACUAUCUUAGAGACUCUGAGGCUUGACCGGACACAGUCUACACCAGCCCUGGCUUCGCCAGUGGCCACUGCUGCCUGAGAGGACAUCUCCGGGUUCUGUAUACAUUAAACCCCUCAUUCUGGUUUCAUUCGUCUUCUCCUUCCAACAUAGAAUUUGCCCUGAUUAUAGUAACGCUCAGACUACACACAAACACCGCUUGGUCACAACACACUGCGUGAUUCCGGUCACUGGCUUUAUGUCACCGAGAGGACUUUCAGGGCCUCUGCUCACGGGACGCCGAUUGAUAUUUUGUUAUUUGAUACAGCCACAUGCAGUCUCGUGAUUUUUCUGGCCCAGUUUGGCCAACGAUCCAACUAAAAAGCUGUGAUUAUAAAGCAAACGGUCAUGAUGGCUGAUGUAUUCUGUCUCGUUAGACAUUCUAGGUAUCAUGCAGGGAUUCCGACUUAAAUGCCGACUGGAAGAAUUAAAUAAUCAUUCUUUUAUAUGAUGUGUCAGCCCUUAUCGGCUAACAUCGUUGUCGAUAAAGGCAGUCGCCCUCUCGUUUCUACAUGUAUACUGUGAUUAUCCCCAUGUUAUUUCUUCGGGCUGUUACUUAUAGACGCCCAAAAAGAGGCCUGCAUGACAAUCAGAACCGUUGGAUCGAGAAAGUUGUGCAAUAAUCCCCACAACUGUCGGUGAAUAUAUGUUCUGACUACUGAGCAAAAGGUGUGCUGAUGAUCACCGCCAAGAGCCAUAGUCAACAUUUAAGGUUACGAAUGAGAAAAACGCCAGAGUCGACAUCUUUGGACGUAAAUAUGAAAGUCGUUUUCACGCACAGAAUAAUUGUCAUUUAGUGCCGUCUUGUGUUGAUAGGCGAAUUUCAAGUCGUGCACACGAAACGUCAGAGUUUUUAAGACAGAUCACACCAAUUGUUGAAAGAAAGACAAAACAAAGGUCUCCGAUCAAACCAGGAUGACGAAUUCUGUUCUGUUAGCGUCUGAACCUGGUAGGAAAAAUGAAGUUCUGUCUUAGUAUGCGUGACAUCUAAGAUAUUAGAUGACUACAUUUUUGAGCUUGUAACGUAUCCUUGGAGAAAGAUGUUUGAGUACAAAAGAAUUGUGCUCCAUUACCCCAAAGCUUUACGAAAGUUAAGAUUGACUCAGCAAAUAGCAUUAAUUUGCUUAAAUGCUGAAGUACAAAUGCUGUAGAGGUGAACCAAAGCGUGCCACAUAACCGAUAUUUCAGCUUUUCAAGUAAAAAAGCAUUUAAAUAGUGUUGAACAUAACAUUAAUUCGACUUCUCAAACAUGUCCAAAACUGUUGUGAUAUUAUUCAUUGGCUAAAUACCGUCAAGGGAAUGAAAGCAUCCUGUUUAGGAGGAUAGAUUACGUUUAAUGUUUUCGUUUUUUGCCAACGACACCAAGGUUAGAAUACAAUUCGGCAGUUUUGCAGUACUGAAAGCGCGGGUACGUUCGAUAUGCAGGUCACCCUGUAGAAUCAGUCGAAAAAUUAAAUUAACCCCCGUUAUUUGUUUUGGACGCCUGAGAUAAAGUGGACCAUCUGCUGAAAUCCCAGCCGUUUUCCCACCAUUUAUCUUUAUUCACACCUGUUAAACGGUGGGACAAACGGCGUACAUGUCAACAGGUAGUCCAGUCUAGGCAGUCUCCCGAAAGCAAAAAGAGGGAAUUUUCUUACCCAUACAAUUGCUUCUAAAGGGCCGAUAUAUGCAAGGAACGGCCAUGCACUAUCCAUAUCACAAAAAAUUGCAAUAUUAUUAACCAGCUGUGCUACAAAUAAAAGGCUACCGACCACUUAGAGUUUCAUGACUACUGAGAGUUAAAAUCUGCAAAAAAACAUAGAGUUACAAAGUUAUCAGCCAGAUAUAACUGACAGCAGUCACAUUUCUUCUGUAAAGGCUGCUAAAAACAAAUUCGGAAGCCUAGAGUGAUCUAGCAGCAACCUGCUCUAAACCCUACUCGCCCUAUAGAGUAAGAAAAGUAACCUCCUGGUACUCUACGUGAUCCUUAUAUGGCUUCGAACUAACGGCUCGCCACUGGAAGGCCUAUUUGCCCGAAUUAUAGAUCAGAAAUUUUAAACCGGUAUCGGCCCAUGUCCGUUCAGGGGCUUGCAUGUCUCUUCGAUCGUCGAUUUCGACGAGGUCCACCGUGGGUUCAACAAAGGCAUGAGAGCAGGGACGGUGGCUUGCGCGGGAAGUAGUUUGCAGCAAUAGUGGACUUUCCUCCUUUUCCUCCACCUGAGACCGGUGCCAUGACUGAGUCAAGAAGGCUGGAUGUGGGAAAUUGUGCAGGUGGCUGGCGCGCCCGGAGCCGCCCCUAGGCACGACGUCAUAUAUGGCUCGGAUCCCACAGAAUAGAACUGCCAUAGAGGCCACAUUAAGAAACAGCGAUUGCAGCCUGAUUCUCAGUUCACUACUUCGCUACUCCACACAAACACACGCUGGCCUGCUGCAGGGUUCAGCUUAACCCGUCAUUUGGCAGCCUUCGACGUCACGGCUUUUAGCGCACCGUGAUAAUUUUAGGCGCGUCAGACUGUUUUAUUUAGAAAAUUGCGUAAAUAAGUAGACCUUUUUCUCUCUUUCCAUUCCCAGGCACCAGUGAGAUGUCGAACUGGCCAGAUAUCUGAUGCCGGAAGUGGUCGUAGCGGCUGAUAAAACCUGAGGGCCUGUCUGUGUGUGUCAUAUGCACGACCUGAUCCCUCAGAUGUGCCCACCGAAGAUGUACAAGCAAGGGGAUAGAACGGUCGCUUCUCAAAUGCAUCAGAGGAGCCACAUGGAUAAGGGUACCGAAAAGCGUACUUCACACUAAUGUGAGGGGUACAAAUGUUGCGGGACUUUCGAGGAUGGCGGGAUAAUGUGUGAUAAUAUAGUUGCGUAUGCGGUGACUUACCUCAGGUUUCCAUGAAGGUCCAUGUGGUGAGGGGAUGUGCGUGGACCAAAUGGGCAGUUGAGGCAGGUACGGUUUGUGUAUGUUGGUUCUCCGGACACUCUUUCACUGGUCUCUGUGCAAUGGUUUCGCAGCUGAUCGACAGGCAGUGGCUGUGAGGGCAGGACAGGUUAGCGACUGUAGGAUCGGACGAGGGGAUGUGGCUAUUAGUCGUGGCCGUGUUGAUGGGUGAUUAGUUCUUAAUACUCGAAGUCGGACUGUUGUCGGAUAUGCUGGAUGUGUGUUAAUCGCCCGUUUCCGUGGAUACACAUACGACCGAAUAGACCCGUGCGGUGAGUGAAUGUGCGUGUACAGUGUGGGCAGUAGAGGCAGGUGAAACGGGUGAAUGUCUCACGUUCUUGACAAACGGCAUGAAAUCGUCUUUUCAGCAGCAUCAACAAUUCGCUUAACAGGGAGAUAGUCAUUUUAUCCGCCUUCGAAAACGUCUAGACUGUAAUUAGAAGCCAAGGAGUAUAGGACCCGCACAUUAUAAAUGACUAUUAAGAUGUAUCUAGGUGAUUUCACGAGGCAACGCCUGUUACCCACCAAUCUUACGUACAGAAUAUUACAAAUCGAUGGCGCUUUACUCCCUCUUAUGCACGAAGCUGCAAAUGACACAUUCGUUCUGCAUUUUUUUUCUUUCCUUUUCAGUUGUCCUAAUUUUUUAAUUGGUUAAGACGUCGGGUAGUCUGAACGACUAUCCUUAACGCGUCAUGCCCUCGGUUUCCAUCUUCAAGGGCCCACUUUCGCUUCUCAAUGCUCAUCGCUAAGCUUUCGCCGGAUGAUUAGUUACUUGUGGUUUGUUCUUCAUGUUAAGUCGUCCCCAGGCCACUUCUUUCUGUCUUUGCGAUAAGCGCUUAAAUAUCUAGUUCGGAUGCAAGAUACCCGCAAAGGCUCUCAGGAAGGCAUCUUUCUAAUCGCAGUUUUAUGGACUUUGGCUUUAACUCGUUCCUCCACAAUAUUGAUCCUGCGUGAUUAAGCGAAUUACCCAAUCGCUAAUCUCCACCAGAGUGGCGGUCUCUUCAAGCUCGCCAGGUGGGUGAUUUGCUGGGCGGUCUCUUCGAGGCAUUUUGUCCUCUACUCUGAGGUGUCCUUGUAGAUAUAUAAGUGUAUAGUCUUUUCAACUAAAAUCCAAAGUUGUGAUUGAUGUUUCUAUAUAAUAUUAGAAGGCGCAUCUCAAUGUCAACCUAUACCAAAACGUCUUUUCCACAUAAUUUCCCUAGUAGCAAACUAUAUCGAGACGAUAUCUAUUAGAUAUCUAUUUUUCGAGAUACCUAUAUCCAGUAUAUAUCGACUUUGUCCGCGGCCUAGAUAUCGAGACGAUAUCUAUUUUUCGAGAUACUACGAAAUCGGCGAUAGGGACACGUUAGGUAAUGCGCAUGAUGCGGUUUCUUCUUCUUACACCCAUAUAUAAUUUUCUUAUCGUCUGUUCGCCUUAGUCACCCCAAUCCCGGCCUACUUUGCCUCCUGUUGUCCACUUUAGAACGCUUUUAACCCCUACAAGGGAACUUUUUUGAAGACGUGUAAGUACGGAGAUAGUUUAUUCGAUAAAAAAUGUGAAAAAGGAUUAAUGCAUAGUGUUAUCUGUUAUCUGUUGAGUGCGUGACUGGCUCACUGAAAUGCGUUCAUUUUACUAUCCCGAUUUAUGGCUUGACGGCACAUUGAAAGUUAUAACCUAUAGGUGAUUGGCUGACACGUGACAUGUCACUGCCUGUAAUCUGUCCAGCGGUCUCUCCUUCCGAUUGGCGUUUUUGGAGUCGAAGGUCUCAUUAAUGCACUUACUCCUCAAUUAUGUGCGGCGUAUCGGGCAUAGUUAAAUGUGUUGGAAAGCCGCACAUGCGACUUUCUGUCUGAUAACAGGACUUGGCGGGCAGAGCGGACCUUGGAAUACCUGGGUCUCCCAUAAUGAUCGCGCAUACCGAAUGCGCCUGUUAGGAUCCGGUGUGGCACAUUGAUUUGUGUAUCCUGUCUUCCGUAUGUGACAGCAAGGCCGGGUUACUCGCGUAAUUUGUACCCCGUCAGCCGACCAAAUGACUGGUCACAUGCUGAUUCGGAAACGCAAAUUGCUGGCUCAUGGCGGCAACGUUUCCUGUGUUAUGCCAUCGAACCUACUAACAUAUCGUAACUGCAUUGUCGCCGAGUUUGCCCGUUUGGAUACUGGGCAAACAUAUUCCAGCAACACAAGACUGUGGAUCACCGCUGUGUUCAAUACCGCCUCAAUGUCGCGGGUGAGUUUUGUUUGGUCUACCCUCCGAAGAUUUCAGAUUUUGCCUCUGAAGGCUUCAUGAGCUGCUCGAUGAGUAAAAGCAGACAAAAAUCUGGGAAGCACUGUCCAGGGGGUUUUCUGAAUGCAUUUUAUGCUUCAAAUGACAGUUCGACCGUCGUGUUCAACGAUGUUCACCGUAUACUCCACAGCAGGAUAAGGCAGGCAGGGUGACUUGCUCGUGAAUUAGUUUAUAGUGGGCGUGGACUUGCGCAGCAUCUAAUGCACUCUCUCCUCCUCUAUCUGGACCCGGUGUCAAGACAGAACCAAAAAGACCGAGGAAGGGGGAGGGCGCAGGUGGAUGGCACAACCGGACCCGCUUAUUGGUGCUCCACUCCACACGCCCUGGUCCACGCGACAAAUGACCAGGAUUUUAACCAACAACCACAACGGGUCAGAAGGACGACAAUGACUGGACAACCAUGUUCGCGACCUGUAUACCCAGCAGGAGUGCAAGCGCAUCUACAGGUAGGAAAUCAGGUUUCAGAGAACUGCCAGCGCAAACCAGGCUGCGAGUGCCUUUGUUUGCUGAUCCUGGCAUAGCAGACGCUUACGAACCUUUGGGCCCAGAAGGGUGACACGCGGCUUUGCGUUUGCCUGGGCCGUCACCCUUUAAGGUUAGGUAACCAAACAGUCGUCGACUGAGUGGCACUACCCAUAAAGCACAUGCAUUCCCUCUUCACAUACGUGAAAGCGUCACAGACCACAUAAGAAGGAGCCGUGAUAGCCUGACUCAGCCCACCAGGUUGCCACUCCACACAAACGCACAUAACUGGGCAGACUCUGUGGUAUGAUUUGAGGCGUCAGUCGGCAGUCUUCCAAGCCACGGCGCCUGGCGCGCCAACACAGUCUCGGACUCGAAUUACACGCAGCAGAGGAGCCACUUGGAGAAGAAGCCAAGAAGUGCACUUCGCACUUUUGUAGAAGGUACUAAUUGGGUGCUUGUGAUGGUGUUGGCAGCUGCGGAUGUUGGUGGGGGAAGGUGUGGUGGUGUGGUGUAACCGUCGGUUGUCUACCGCAGGUUUUCGUGAAUACGCAUGUGACCUAGUAGGCCCAUGCGGUUACUAAAAGCGCGGAGGCAGUGAGGACAGUUAAAGCGGAUGCGGCCGUGCUCCAGGCACUGGUUUGUCAGUCUCUGAGCGAUGGAUUCGCAAGUGACCGACCGGGCCAAUUUGUGCGGUGAAGAUAUGAUCGCAGUGAAGACAGGUAUGGAGCAAGUCGGCAUCGCUGGUGUUGACGGUGGUGAGGCAGAUGUUUACCGAUGUGUCAGGACUGCGUGCAGUGGUGGUGGGUACAGGAGUCGCCACAGCGGAUGUUACGGUGGUGAACGAUGACAAUGGAGGGUUCAGGAAUGUGGUCACUUUUGGUUGUUGGCGUGAGGCUUGAGGCAGUGGACGGGGGGACAUCGGGUCGUGUCUUUCGGCUGCUGCAGUUAGUUCAAAGAUGUCCAAUAAGACCGAUUGGUGCCCGGAACGUUCUCCGACAUCGUGGGCAGGUCGGGGGCGGUUGAGCGGUGACGUUUCGAGGUGAGGACAGUUGAGAUUUGCGGGCUUUGUGUUUGGCUUUGGGGGCGGUAAUGCUGUUAGCUUCGGAGAUUGCGGCGCCUGCCUUCUCUGUUCUACUGCAGGUCGGUCGGUUUAGGGCGAGAUCUUCCCAGUUGGCCGGGUUGAUCUGCGGUCGCUUCAAGAAAGUCUUUGAAGUGUCCUUUUAGAGCCGGCAUUGUUCGCCGUGUCGGCAGGAACCUGUGGUGACAUCUCAACAGAAGAGUCGUCUGGGUAGCCACUCUUCGUCCAUCUGCACGAGCUGUCCGCUCCGGCGCAGUUGCAGUUGUCUCAGCAUGGCGUGGAUAUGGGGGAUUCCCGUCCGUUUCAGUAGGUCCGUGUCCCGAAUCCGAUCUCGUCACCUCAGUCUUAGUAUCCGCCAAAGACAGCUGAGGUGGAAGUGGUUGAGUCUCCGAGCCUGCUUCCUGUACGCCGUCCAGGUCUCCGCUCCAUACAGCAGCGUCGGCAGGAUGACCACUUUGUACAUCUUGAGUUUGGUGCUGAGGUGGAAACCGUGACGUUUUCAGACGGUGUUCUGAAAGUGACCGAAGCCUUUGCAGGUCUUCGGGAUCCGGCGUCGUCGAUUUUGAUGCUGUGAAAAAGGGUGCCACCCAGGCAGGUGAAGUUGUCCACGUAUUGCAGCUGGGCACCGUCCACGUUGAUUUAGGAUGUGUUGUAGACAGCGUCGCGUGGCGGUUGUUGCAUAACCACCGUCUUCUCUCUGUUGGUGACCAGGCCGUUGUCGCAGGCGCCGACAAAGAGAUCCAUGCUCCUUUGCAUUCCCCCUUCUGAGGGGGCGUUGACAGCACAGUCGUCGACGAAGGGAAGUUCAUGGGCGGUAGUUGUGGAUACACGCGACUGGAAGUGCAUCCGCCGCUGAUUGAAGAGUUGACCGUCCUGUAAGCGACGCUGAUCCGGGGACACUCAUUACGUAGGCGUCCAUCAGCAUGACAGAGGGUAGGCUCGAGGAAGCAGCCCUGCUUCACUCUGUUGGUCACUGUGAAUGCCUCUGAGGCAGCUUCAUUGUCCGUGACACGCGCCGCCAUGCCAUCAUGAAGCUGACGCACCAUGUGAGUGAGUCGUUUAGGACAGCCGAAUUUCUGCAUGAUUUUUUACAGUCCCGCGCGAUUCACUGUGUCGAAGGCCUUCGUCAGCUCCACGAAGGUAGAGUAGAGAUGAGUCUGCGUAUCCUGACACUUCUCCUGUAGUUGGCGGGCGACGAAGAUCAUGUCGGGGGUGCCGCAAUGACGGCGAAAGCCACAUUGGCAUUCCGGCAGGGGUCCUUGUUUUAGAUGGUUGCUGAGACGGUUGAGGAGGGUGCGAGCGAAAAUAUUUCCGGCACACUCAUGCUCUGCUCUUCAGUCGGACGAAAAUCUUGCUUAUGCGCACCUCUGGCUUCUGUAAUGUAGAGUUUUCGGGCCAUACAGCAUCUCUAGCGGGACGUAUCUUUUCAAAGUGACAGUACCUGCAAAAGGCUACUGACUGUAGAUACAGUAGGUGGGCUAACUCAUGAAAUAUCGACCGGAAUUCCAAAAUGCGUUUUCGUUCCGAAAAGAUUGAUUAAGUAGGGUUGUAAAACUAGCCAGCUGCAACAUAAUUCUAUAAUAUUUCAGUUACCUCAGGAUGCCAGCUUUCGAAAGAGCUUCUUCCGGCUGCAUGCAAAAACUACACUGCAAAAAACGAUUACUUAAGUAGCAUGAAUUGGUUUCGAUGCACCUAAAAGUCCGAUUAUAUUUCGUGGAAAGCAUGCAUAAAAAUACUCAUUCUUUCGCUCACUCGGUAGAUAAUGACAUCCUCUUCCAAUCUUAUACUCGAAGGAAGGGUAUAAUUCGGUUUUCAAAAACAUUUUUAAUUCCCGGACAAUUUUGAACCCGCUCUACCGUUGCACUUGGUUUCAGGGUUUCCAACUACAGGCCGUAUAUUUUCAGCGUACGGAAAACCACACAUUUCUCUACGGUAAUAAAGGUGGAUUAUAUAGGGUUCAUAAAAUUUAGCAGUCGAUUUGAUCCAUAUUGUUAACUUUACAAGCCACAUUGGUAAAUUCAGAGACACGAUAAUUUAUGAACGCCCAUUUCACGGUACUUAGAAGUCCCACAAUUAUAAACUUUUUUAAAACCGAAUUAUACCCUUCUUUCGAGUAUAAAAUUGGAAGAAGACGUAAUUUUCUACCGAAUGAGUAAAAAAAGGAAUAUUGUUUUUGCGUGUUUUCCAUGAUAUAUAAUUGAAUUUUUAAGGGCAUUGAAAAUCAAUGGGAAAAUGCAUGCUAUUUAAGUAGUCAUUUUUUGCGGAGUAUAGCUUUUGCAUGCUGCUGGAAAGAAGUUCUUUGGGCAGCCGGCAUCCUGGGGUAGCUGAAUUAUUAUAGAAUUAUGCUGCUUGAUGAUUAGUUCUCCAACCCUACUUAAUCAAUCUUUUCGAAACGAAAACGCAUUUCGGAAUUUCGGUUGACAUUCCAUGAGUUAGCCCACCUACUAUAUUCAGUCCUCUAUAGUCAAAUUGGCUGACAGAUAUGCUAUCUUGACGGGGUAAUGCAUAUGCCAGACGGGUGCUUAAGUCUGGCCUGUUUUCUACACCGGUUAAUCGGGAGGUGACGCCCGGCUAAUUUUAUUUUAUCUUCUACGAUGGUGGGGAAAGCAUGAAACGGUUGUCUGCAUUGGUGAUGGUAAACACCGGAGGCAAUUUAAUCGACAAAGACCGAUUGUUGUUUCAUAUAAGUAAAUUAAGCGGAGGCUAUCUUUCGGUGACGAAAUACGGGUGUUUUCCCCCUUCCUCGCAUGUCGUGGUGCCCGAAAGACGGAUCUGUUUGUCAUUGCUGUCGCUGGUCACUCGAAGUGGCAGAUAGGUGAGUGGUCUUCAGCGAACACUGGUUGUAUAAACGAACUGACUCUUGCGUCUAGCAACUAAGCAGUCGUUGGCCGGCAACGUCGGAGUUAGGUGUGGCCUGACAGUUCGACUGUGACGGAUGACGAUGUCCACCGUGUGCCCCACAGGAGGGGGAGCAUGGAGACGGCGACCUGCGCGCGAAUUAGUCUAUAAUGAUAGUAGACUUGCGCUGCAUCUGUCGCGCUCCCCUCUGUCACCUGGGCUCGGUGUCAAGGUGGAGUUAGGGAGCCAUGAGGUGAGAUGGGGUGCAGAUGGCUGGCGCGGCGUGAAUUCGCGCCAAGGCGUGCGGCAUCUUUGAUGGGUGCGCAGCCCAGUACCAUGUGCUGGACCCAGAUCUGGCCCCCGUAUUCGUUCAGCGCAUCCCCCGCGUGGCUCUCACAAAGUCAAAUGACUGCACCGUAACAUAAUGAUCAUAGACCGCUACUAAGUACCUUCUGUGUCACUUCCACUUUGACUUUCGAUUCAAGCAAAUUAUUACACUAAAGAACACACAGAUUCGCCGGUACGUCAUGAAAAUUGAGGCUGGUUGAAUGAUCUCUGGUCAUAGUGUACGAAGUGAAAGUUCCAGGUUCUACCAAGGCAGCAAACACAACCGGGCUUUGGUCGGAGUUCUGCUGCAUCUCUAAGUUUUUUUUCAUUCGUUGAGGAUCGUAAGAAGCCUGAGUCUGAUGCCGAUUGCCGAUUUUAAUGUACGCAACUGGUUUUGUCCUUCCAUAUGGGCCACUAAACUUCAUGCGUACUUUUUUACCCUCUAACUGUAAAACGACCUCACUUUGUUUGACUGUAUACAAGCAUCGGUAAAGCUGUCGUUUCUUGUCUGAAUAUCUUCUAGCUGCUGGACUUACUUGUCUUAGUCCUGUGUUUAGUCUCAGCGCUUUCUUUACCAUAUUUGCACUUGACUCUUUACGGAAUGCCUUCUUUUUCAGUGUUUUUUUCUUCCGCACGCAUUGGUAAACACCAAUGGACAUCCUUUAACUUUCAGGUUCUGUGUCCGCUCGAUCGCCAUGUCCGUUGACUACUGUGAUCGUUCUGCAGAGCUUGUCAAAUGCGCCCAGCUGUUCCAUCAGAAAGUGAUGUCGGGUCGAGCUAGACUAAAACCCCGUCUCAGUGCAGCCGCUGCUGCCUACAAAAUCCCUCUUUCCUCUCUCUACCGAGGACAGUUUUUGCCAUCAGCACGACACAUUCAAGUUCGACUUAACGACGCCGAAGGCAAACUGAACAGUCUGAAAGACUCCUCAGCUAAUCCUGAAGGUCACCCUGUUCAGAUCGCGGAGGCCCUAUCACUCGGUGCCCAUGCUCUUCAAUCAGAGGUUGUAUCCAUUAACAGCUAUCUGCAGCAGCUGCUAAAGCUCACACCGCAAGUCCUUCAGGAGGUAGCGAACCGCCCACAGGUUUCGAGACAUGUCCAAGCAGUCGUCUCCACUCUUGAGCACCGAAUGGCAGCACUUUCAAUGGGUCUGCGGGACUUUUACCAGGACAAAAAACAACUACUUUCGGCCGUUGAUUUAGACAAGGCUACACCCGCCGCUACGGACAUCAGCGGUUCGAAUCAACAUCAUCAUCAUCAUCCAGACCACCUUGUGCUUGCCGCUCCAUCCUACCCUCCUCAACCUCCCCACGUCGAUGUUGGCGCUAAUAUGCAGCCCCUUAUUCCAUUAUCCGCUUCGGUUCCCCCGACCUCCUCCAACUCCUCCGUAAGCGCCCCUUUUAAUCGGGCCGGUGCGAACCCGUUGCUUUCCGUGCAGCACGCAGCACCACAGAAUCUGCCCCCUAAAAGGGCACCGGCUUCCUUUAAUGCACUUCCCCCUGAGGAGAAGAAUCAGGUAUGUGAGGUCUUCUAUUUGUUGAGUUGGUUCGUCUGUUGA
Messenger RNA from Spirometra erinaceieuropaei, 23594 nucleotides. Lineage: Eukaryota; Metazoa; Platyhelminthes; Cestoda; Diphyllobothriidea; Diphyllobothriidae. The record is from the annotation of a GenBank genome assembly.